AUGUCAGCACAACAAUCACACAGUGGCCCUGUUCAACUAUUUUUGGAUUUGGAUCUUUCCUCUCCAUUGCUUAUUCAUCAAUUACGUGAUGUUCCCUCUUCAUUAAAAUAUCAUGUCAUUAUGCUUCCGAUAAAUAAUGCAUUUCAGUUGACCAUAGAUCAAUACAGUGGAUAUGAAAUAGAUCAUGGAAUUUUAUUUUCUGAUUUUAGUGAUGAUGAUUAUGGAAAAUUUGCACAUUUAAUUUCUAAAAGAGAUUUACGAUAUAUUUCUAAACAAAUUAUGAAAUUAAAUAAUUACGAGUUACUUGUUUCGAUUGCUGUCAAAUUGAAUUUGUGGAAUGAAAAGAAAUUUGUCUUGUGA
This is a messenger RNA of Naegleria gruberi, 360 nucleotides long. RefSeq lists its product as uncharacterized. The transcript has a single exon. Lineage: Eukaryota; Heterolobosea; Eutetramitea; Acrasida; Naegleriidae. The record is from RefSeq and is a predicted model, not a curated record. Bases 1 to 360 code for a protein of 119 amino acids.